AUGAGACGAGUUGCUGGGGGUCUAUCCAGCUUCGCUAAUGCUCCUGUUUAUUAUUCCAUGGUUGCCUACAACCCACUGUAUCCUGAGAAAAGUCCUGAGAGACUUAGCCAAAAAACGCAUCGUAGCGAAGGAGUUGUUCGAUCAGCGAUAAUAAUCAUGAGGAAAGCAGAAAAGAUGAGAACAGGUUUCUGCAAUCGUCUUCGCGCCACCGUCGUCGCCGCCGUAGUCUUCACUUGGUCAUCAUCAUCAUCAUCAUCAUCAUCAUCAUCAUCAUCAUCAUCACAAAUACUACUACUACUAUCGGUACUUCUACCCUUUCUCUCCUCUCUUCUUCUUCCUCCUUAUACUCAGUGCAUACGUAUGUGCUCUUUUUCUCCUUCUUUGCCUCCUCAAUUCUUCCUUUUCUCUUCUCUCCACUCCCUGGGACUUUACCCCUCUCGAUGUGUUAGCUGCAUCUGUCCUUGUUCUUUGGCUUGUCCCUUACCUCGCUCUCAUUUCGCGAGGUAA
Messenger RNA from Cotesia congregata, 507 nucleotides. The record is from the annotation of a GenBank genome assembly. Lineage: Eukaryota; Metazoa; Arthropoda; Insecta; Hymenoptera; Braconidae.